This is a messenger RNA of Fragaria vesca subsp. vesca, 1824 nucleotides long. RefSeq lists its product as uncharacterized. The record is from RefSeq and is a predicted model, not a curated record. The coding region runs from base 337 to 1752 and encodes 471 amino acids. Gene Ontology annotation, molecular function: DNA-binding transcription factor activity. The transcript is spliced from 3 exons. Gene Ontology annotation, cellular component: nucleus. Lineage: Eukaryota; Viridiplantae; Streptophyta; Magnoliopsida; Rosales; Rosaceae.
AAAAAAGCUCCAUGAGAGAAAAGGAAAAAGCUUUAGCUAGCUCAAAAGCCCUCCCUCUCCUCAAAAGCCUCUCUUAAAGCUUUAAGAAAGUUGAUUGCAGAAAGCAAGAGCUUUCCCCCCUCCAACCCCUCUCCCGUCUCUCUCUCCAUUAUCUCCUCCUCCUCCUCUGACUCUCUCUCUCUCUUUUUCUCUCUCUAAAGCUGAAAGCCUGAAAGCCUGAAACCCACCCACUAUGUUAUUCCAACUGCUAGCUGUACAAGUGUAGGGAUUGAUUUGCUUCUAUCUCCCUUGGUAAGUUUCAUAUAGUGGACUCUCACACCAAACUCAUUCCACCUUAUGUUGGCCAACAACAACCACACCAACACUACUACUGCCUCCUCUGCUGCUCCCUCAUCUUCCUCUGAUCAUCAUCAUCAUGUCUUCCCUCCCUUAGAAAAUGGAGUACCACCGCCCCCCACCACGCACAAAAGAAAACGCCGACCCGCCGGCACCCCUGAUCCGGAUGCCGAAGUUGUGUCCCUCUCCCCGAAAACACUACUGGAAUCAGACCGUUAUGUAUGCGAGAUCUGCAACCAGGGCUUCCAGAGAGACCAGAAUCUACAGAUGCACAGAAGAAGACAUAAGGUGCCUUGGAAGCUGCUGAAGCGGGAAAUACAGGAUCAGGUGAAGAAGAGAGUGUUUGUCUGCCCGGAGCCGAGUUGUCUCCACCACGACCCUUGCCACGCUCUCGGCGAUCUUGUCGGAAUCAAGAAACAUUUCCGGCGGAAACACAGCAACCACAAGCAAUGGGUGUGCGACAAGUGCUCCAAAGGCUACGCCGUACAAUCCGAUUACAAGGCCCAUCUCAAGACCUGUGGCACCAGAGGACAUUCCUGCGACUGUGGCCGUGUGUUUUCCAGAGUGGAGAGUUUCAUUGAGCACCAAGACACUUGCAGCGUGCGACAUGUUGUCCGACCAGAACUGCAGGCCCUCCAGCCGGCGACUGCCUGCUCAUCACGAACAGCGUCGAGCACUAGUCCCUCCAGCGACGGCCAUUUCAGCAUUAAUAACAACAAUGCACCUCAUCCGAUGCCCGGAUUAACAGUAAUGCCAAAGCCGAAUGAGCAACCCGUUGUGUUCAUAAGGUCUCACGAGGGUCAUGAUGGUAAUCCUUCCCCUUCUAACCGCCACCAACAGCAACAGCCACAAGAACAUGAACAAGAGCAUAUGCUGGAACUUAAACUCCUUCCAUCUUCAGACGCACAAACGUCUCCUCGAAACGAAGAAGAAAACUACGCAACGCGUUUGAAGCUUUCCAUAGGCGGAUCAUCGCACAGCGGCGAUCAAAAUAACGAAUCACCUCGAUGCUCUUCAAGGGAAAUGAACACAAACAUUGGCAUUGGUGGCGGAGCAAGUUGGGAAGUAGCGAGGUUGAAAGACAUUGCCUCGGAGGAGUUGAAGUUGGCCAUGUCAGAAAAGGCCUAUGCCGAAGAAGCAAGACGAGAAGCCAAGCGGCAAAUAGAGAUGGCAGAGGUGGAAUUCGCAAACGCAAAGAGGAUCAGGCAACAAGCGCAGGCGGAGCUUCAAAAGGCUCAGCUACUAAAAGAGCAAUCCACCAAGAAAGUCAGCUCCGCCAUUAUGCAAAUCACUUGUCCAUCUUGCAAGACACACUUCCAUGCCGGAGUGGGACCCUCCGUCGGCGAGACGACCAGCUCCCUCGGCCUGAGCUACAUGUCGUCCGCCACAACCGAAGGUGAAGGAGGAGAGCAAUGAAUCAUGAGUAAUCGAUCAUUACCACCCACAACAUGCACUAGCUGUUAAUUCAAAGGGGCAUUCAAUUUGUUU